Strongylocentrotus purpuratus (purple sea urchin) is the source of this 1853-nucleotide messenger RNA. RefSeq names its product sodium- and chloride-dependent glycine transporter 2-like. Gene Ontology annotation, cellular component: membrane. Bases 102 to 1853 code for a protein of 583 amino acids. The record is from RefSeq and is a predicted model, not a curated record. The transcript has 12 exons. Lineage: Eukaryota; Metazoa; Echinodermata; Echinoidea; Camarodonta; Strongylocentrotidae.
UUGCGAUUCCCAAACCAUUCAGCUAUGGGAAACAUUUUGAGCAACGUGAUUGGUUAAAAAAGUUAUAAAGACACGCCCACAUCGACGCGAGCCAUCUCAUCAUGGCGGUGCGAAUGUGUCUGGGGCCAAGUCCGAAUGAACCAUCAAAUCUUCAAAAUGAUUUUCCAAAUCUGCAUGGUCAUGACGAAGCUCCGAACAAGGUUAAUCCAGGUGGUACCUUCAAAACCACCUUUGGUACCGUGCUAACAUGUAUUGGGUGUAUGGUAGGAACUGGCAAUAUUUGGCGCUUCCCGAGAAUCCUAGCAAACAACAGCGGCGAUGAAGGUUGUCUGCAGUUUCUGCUGGUUUGGUUAUUGUUCCUGUUUUUCUGGUCCAUACCAAUAAUCUUGAUCGAGUAUGGUACAGGGCGCUACACCAAGAAGGCCACCGUAGCCUCAUUUCAGGAGUUAGCAGGGCCUAAAAGUGCCUGGGCAGGAGGCUGGAUCGGAGUCAUCAGCGUAGGAAUAAGUGGGUACUACUCUGUGAUAGUGGGCUGGUGCAUCUAUCAUCUCUUCUAUUACAUGGGCAAUGCUCUUCCAGAAGACUAUGCUACAAGUAGCUCAACCUUUCAAAGCUUUGCAAACGAAUCAGCCAUGCCAGUACUGUUUCAUACCUUUGCCAUCGUGUUAGCAGCACUUACCGUCCUGUGGGGGGUCAAAAGCAUUGAGGUGGUCAAUUCCAUCAUCGUAUCCAUCUUCCUCCUCCUCCUCCUCAUCUGCUUCAUCUGGAGUUUGACGUUGCCCAACGCGGGUGACGGCAUCCAAUUCUUGUUCACGCCUGAUUGGGCACAAUUCCGCAACCCAAGGAUGUGGGUAGAUGCUAUAAGCCAGAAUGCUUUUGACACAGGAGCAGGAUCUGGUCUCUUUGUCUCCUACUCUGCCUACAUGACUGCUGAAACCGGGAUAGUUAAAUAUGGCACCCUCAUUCCAAUCGGAAAUAAUAUAGUCAGUUUGUUGUGUGGUAUGUUGACAUAUGCAACUGUCUUUUCAACUCAAAGUCCUUAUCUCAACAAAACUGAAAUAGUGGACUUGCAUGCUUUCAGAGAACGGACCAGCAAAUACAGGUUCCCAAUUUUCUUCAAUGAGAUGGGGAAAGGAGGGCGUUUUGUGUGCAUCAUAUUCUUCCUAGCUAUAGUGUUUGCUGGAUUAAGCUCUCUCACAGCUGAAAUUGAACUCCAGGUCAAGAUUGGCGAAGAUUUCGGACUUAAUAGAAAAAUAGCAACAGUUCUCUGCUCAUUGACUAUAUUUCUCCUUGGUCUUGGAUCCGCAUUGGAUCUCAACUUCCUAAUUAAUCAGGACUUUGUCUGGGGUUUUGGUCUUCUCAUAGCCGGUCUCAUGUUCCUCUACCUUGUCAUAAGGGUGGGACCUUCUACUUUCCGCCGGAAGAUGUUUAAUGAGUACAGCCUCAACGAUUGGCAUCUGUAUGCCUUCUGGGACUGGCUCGUUAUGUUUAUUGCACCAAUCGAAGCAGUGGUGUUGAUAAUCUGGUGGGCAUACAACACUAUAUCUGAGAGUCCAGAAGACUGGUACAAGUUUCUUCCAGAAAGCUUCAUGUCAACCAUAGUACAGUGGGUAGGUGUCAUAAUCAUCCUCAUCACCAUCAAUCUCCUAACUCUUCGAUACCGCGGUGCUUCACCAAGCGAUACUCCAGGUACCCAUCUCUUCUUCAAUAGUGAUCCCAAGACACCCAUUACAACCAUUAGCUACAAUGCCAUGUCCAGCACUGGCGAAGACACGCGUGACGGAAACUACGGAGGCCACAACAAUGAGACGGACGAUGAAACAGCUUUAUUAGGCAAAGGGGAACUUAAUUAA